Pseudoliparis swirei is the source of this 664-nucleotide messenger RNA. RefSeq names its product AMSH-like protease. Gene Ontology annotation, molecular function: protein binding; K63-linked deubiquitinase activity; metal-dependent deubiquitinase activity. Gene Ontology annotation, cellular component: endosome; membrane. Bases 1 to 579 code for a protein of 192 amino acids. The transcript is spliced from 5 exons. The record is from RefSeq and is a predicted model, not a curated record. NCBI's taxonomy places the organism in Eukaryota, Metazoa, Chordata, Actinopteri, Perciformes, Liparidae. Gene Ontology annotation, biological process: protein K63-linked deubiquitination.
AUGCAGGUUGCCUCCUGGUUGAAGGUGUGUUUGUUUUGUGUCGCAGGCCAGAGGGUGGAGGGUUUGAGGCGGGUGGUGCUUCCCAGAGAUCUGACUCAUCGGUUCCUCCUGCUGGCCGAGUCCAACACAGCCAGAGGGGUCGAGACCUGCGGAGUCCUCUGUGGGCGGCUGACCCGGGGCCAGCUGGUCCUGACCCACGUGGUGGUCCCGCAGCAGUCGGGCGGUCCAGACUUCUGCGACAUGGAGAACGUGGAGCAGCUGUUCAGCUUCCAGGACCAGCAGAGCCUGCUGACGCUGGGCUGGAUCCACACCCAUCCCACUCAGACGGCCUUCCUCUCCAGCGUCGACCUCCACACUCACUGCUCCUACCAGCUGAUGCUGCCGGAGGCCGUCGCCAUCGUGUGCGCCCCCAAGCACAACGAUACCGGUGUGUUCAGGUUGACGGGCCCCGGGAUGUCCGAGGUGUCUGUCUGCAGACUGAAGGGGUUCCACCCUCACCCCAAGGAGCCGCCUCUCUUCAGUGUGUGUCAGCAUGUGGUUUUGAGUGACUCUCCUGUCAGCCUGCUGGACCUCAGGUGACCAGCAGGGGGCGCUGUGUGGACACCGUGUGUGUGUGUGUGUGCGUGUAAAUAAACAAACAGUUUAUCUUUAUGAAAGCUUUUAA